AUGGCCCGGGUGGCGCGCGUCCAGUCGAUGCAUGCGGACCUCGAUCCCCAGGUCCAGCGCAAGUGCAGCUCGGAGGUGGCGAAGUACUGCGGCGACACGCCGCGGGAGGACCUGCACUUGUGCCUACGGCGGCACUUCAAGGACCUGGGCCCGGAGUGCCAGAAGGCGGAGGGCCUGCAGGCCCGGAUGGAGAUCGAGACCUCGGUCAUGAGGCCGAAGACGAGUGUGGUCUGCAGGCGGGCCUCGGACGUGUUCUGCAGCGGCAGGGGGUCAAGGGAGCUGCGCGGGUGCCUGGAAGAGAGCAUGCACAAGGAUGCGUUCCCUGUGGCCUGCAGGCAAGCCCUCACCGAGGACAUGGAGGCGAGCAACCACGACUGGCAGCUGAAAUUCGGCAUCUCCACCGAGUGCCAGGAGGACGUGCACGCUCACUGCAGGGAGGAGUCGGGCACUCCUGGGACGGGUGUGCUGAACUGCCUGUCCAGAAAGCACCUCGCGAACGAGCUGAUCCGGUCGGGCUGUCAGGAAGAGGUCACGCGAUACCUCAAGGCUGGCGCGCAGAACAUCAGGGUCCUCCCAGAUGCCUUCGAGGCGUGCCAGACGGACGUGGCCUCGUACUGCCCAGGAGUGCCAGCUGGUCAGGGGCGCGUGCACGCCUGCCUGAUGAAGCACAAGAGCUCUCUGUCGCAGGAGUGCGCGGCCAGCGAGUUCCGGAACCAGGCGGCGCAGGCCAAAGACAUCCGGAUGAGCCCCGAGGCCAUGAAAUAUUGCGGGCCGGUCAUGACGAAGUUUUGCCCGGGUGUGGAGCCAGGCGAGGGCAGGAUGUGGGCGUGCCUCUUCGAGCACCGGUCCAGCCCGGCCAUGCCCGAGCAGUGCGCCGAGGCCCUGAAGGGCCACGCCAAGCUGAAGCAGUCCGAGUUCUUCCUGAACCCCGGCAUCCUCGCGAAGUGCAAGGGGGAG
Messenger RNA from Prorocentrum cordatum, 957 nucleotides. The record is from the annotation of a GenBank genome assembly. NCBI's taxonomy places the organism in Eukaryota, Dinophyceae, Prorocentrales, Prorocentraceae.